Messenger RNA from Drosophila ficusphila, 658 nucleotides. RefSeq lists its product as uncharacterized. NCBI's taxonomy places the organism in Eukaryota, Metazoa, Arthropoda, Insecta, Diptera, Drosophilidae. The coding region runs from base 206 to 493 and encodes 95 amino acids. The transcript has 2 exons. The record is from RefSeq and is a predicted model, not a curated record.
UUAAUUAGAUAUUUUAUUUGUUUUAAAUUUCGUAGUUUCUACAUUUUAGAUAACCAAUCAGCUUGUUUAAACAAGCUUCCCAGUUGUUUUGAUUAAUUUUGGCAAUUAAUGGCAACCCUAAUCGAGCAACGCCGAGUUUCAGCAUGUUUUCUUAAUUUUACCGGGCAAAAUGUACUUAAUUAUAUAAUCUAGGGCCUUUGCAGCGAUGGAUCCCAUAGAUAUCAACAAGCGGAAGCCCAGACGCACACACGGCACACCUUCCUAUACGUACCGCAAUCGAUUUGCCUAUGCCUUGCUAGCCGCUGGAUCUGUGCUAUUCGGGAUUUGGAGUCUUACGCCCAUACAACGCAUUGCAAACGAAAAAUUCUGCCAGGCUGUGGCUGAAACGGAAGAGGAGCGCGAUAGAAAGGGACUGUUCCAGUUUGCCGCUCCCAGAACUUCGAAAUUUAUUAGGGAGGCCAUUGAGGAAAGUGAAGAUCAAAGAAAUAAAUAAUGGAUCGCAAGACGCGGCGGGCAAACUUUAAGAACCUUCAGCCUCGGUAAUUAAAAUUAAUUUAAUUAAAAUUUAUUUGUUGAUCAAUAAAAUGUAUUUAGUAAUCUAAUCAAACACUUGGCUUUCCUUCUAUCCGAAGAUCAACGCGGAGCACAAAAACACCAA